GACGCCAUCUGGUGCCGGCCGGUGGCGCGCGCUCAGUCGCUGAUCGGCACGCGAGCGGAGAGGGUCCGUAGCGCUGCCGGCCGCCCCCGCCCGACCGGCGCGUGAGCCCCCGGAACAGCGCUGCUGGCUGCCAUGGCGUCGGCACCACAGCACUACUGCCUGCGCUGGAACAACUACCAGUCGAACCUGACGUCCGUCUUCGACCAGCUCCUGCAGAGCGAAUCGUUUGUGGACGUGACGCUAGCCGUGGACGGCCGCUCGCUGAAGGCCCACAAGGUGAUCCUGAGCGCGUGCUCCCCCUACUUCCAGACACUGCUGCACGACAACCCGUGCCAGCAUCCGAUCGUCAUCCUCAAGGAUGUGACGUACGCCGACAUGCACGCGGUGGUGCAGUUCAUGUACAAGGGGGAGAUCAGCGUUGCCGAACAGCAGCUCUCCAGCCUCCUGAAGGUUGCUGAGGCGCUCAAGAUCCGCGGCCUGGCUGACGUGCCUGAAGGCGGCGGGUUGAGCCGAGCCAGCCCAGAGGCGGCACCCUCGCCAGCGGCCGAUUCGAGCUCCCCGCGCGGCCUGGCCACCCCGGAGCUGAUCGAGAGUUGUGUGGAUGUGGCGGCACUGUCUCCGGCAUCGGGGGCAGCGAGUCCACUGGUCAGCAGGUCACAGGACUCGACAGAAAUCCGGCCGGCCAUCGCCGAGAUGAUUAAAGACGAGGAACGGGCCAAGAUGCUAGAGACGGCAGCCUCGUGGACAGCGCCACCAGGUAAGGCGCUCACUGCUCGCCGCUCACUGCUCACUUUCGCCCGGGUCCGUUUGCCGUUUGGCGUCGUCGUGUCGCCGGCGAGUGGGCUGCCGUUCGUUGUGUGGCGACUGUUUGCCGGCGCCUUUCCAAUGACAGCUGUGCGAGCGUUCCCACUCAGCGAGUCCAGCCAGGCCUCUCACUUGGUCUGCACAUUCAGACCCUGA
Amphibalanus amphitrite is the source of this 960-nucleotide messenger RNA. Its product is annotated as protein bric-a-brac 1-like. The transcript has 2 exons. Gene Ontology annotation, cellular component: nucleus. Gene Ontology annotation, biological process: regulation of transcription by RNA polymerase II. The record is from RefSeq and is a predicted model, not a curated record. Gene Ontology annotation, molecular function: protein binding. Lineage: Eukaryota; Metazoa; Arthropoda; Thecostraca; Balanomorpha; Balanidae. Bases 133 to 960 code for a protein of 275 amino acids.